Molecule: messenger RNA, 3480 nt
Organism: Camelus dromedarius (Arabian camel)
Lineage: Eukaryota; Metazoa; Chordata; Mammalia; Artiodactyla; Camelidae
Gene: HSD11B1L
Product: hydroxysteroid 11-beta dehydrogenase 1 like
Exons: 6
Coding region: 1768-3171 (467 amino acids)
Cellular component (GO): intracellular membrane-bounded organelle
Molecular function (GO): oxidoreductase activity
Source: RefSeq, a predicted model, not a curated record
GAGGUAGUUGCCCGGCAACGCCCGGCGCAGAGUCCCCCACAGCCGGGCCCCUCCCCGCGAGGAGGUGGGCGAGGAGUCACGUGGCUCAGGUCCUACGGGAGGGGGCGUGGUCGGGGGCUGGGUGGACACGACCGCGAAGGGAGGGCAGAGGGGCGUAUGCGCGGCUCCCAGGCCCGGACCCCAGGCCCGCUGGACCGAGGGAGAAAUUUAGGCCUGAUUGGGUGAGUGCGCGGAUGGGAGCGUGCAGUGGGUCUCACGCCCCCUUUGUCCAGAGGGGAAACUGAGGCCCAGCAAGGUCAGGGGGCCUGUGGGUUCUGCGGGCAUCGAGUUUUCCCCUUUCAACCCUCAUCACGGCCUGGCUGCUUCCUCCAUCCCAUUCAUCCAUCCAUCCACCCACCCUGCCUACCAGCCAACCCCUGCAGGGCCGCUGUGGUCCGGGCCGGGUUGUGGAGAGAGUUGAGCUGAGGGGCUUCACAGCUUUUCCCUGGAAGUGGGAAGAAGUGAGAGAGCAUUCCCUGAUGAGGGCGAGGAGUUCACUUUUCUGAGAACUGGAAGAUUCAUAGACAGGAGCGGAGCUGGAUGAGGUUGGACAGGAGGGCAGGGGUCAGACCUACUGGGUCUUGUGGGCUGAGGUGAGGAGUUUGCCUCCAUCUGGGGCAGUGGCAAAUCCUGGGAGGAUUUGGAGCAGGAAGAGACAUGCCAGAUUUUUUUUUUUUUUUUUUGAAGACUCCCUAUGGCUGUUUGGAAAGGAUAGAGUGGGAGGGAGGGAGUGUGAAGAUGGGAGAGCCAGGGAGGAGGCAGCUGGAACUUCGCAGUGGGGGCAAAGGAGGUCGGACUGGAUUUAGAGCUUGGAGAUUUGAGGACUUACCAACCCCAACACCUCUCAGCUUCCUGUGUUCUGGAAGUCAACCUUUCUUCUUUGCCCCAUGAAGUUCAGAGGAUUAAAAACCCCAAGAUGUGAUGGGCCUAUGCCCUUUUCAUGGGAGACCCACGACUCCUAGAACGUUAAGCACUUUGCCUAUUUCUCUCUCACCUUCUGCCUAGAACAGGUACCUUGAUUCCCGCAGCUGAAGUCACAUCUUAACCUGAUGACACAGACACCUCUAUCUCCAAACCAGUCCUGAAUGUCCAGUUCCAUGGGGUGUCCCCAGACAGUUGUCUUUCUGGGCUCUCCCACUUCUCACUUCCCACGUCCCUCAUAUCACUGUGGGUUAGUCUAAUAUCUAUUGAGGAUGUACUGCAUGUCUGGCAGUUUGGGGCAUUGAAGAUCCAAAAGUGAGCAAAAUAGAAGCAGGUUUCCAUUUCUUUCCUGGACCCAUGGAACUGAGUCUAAGGGCAAAGAGGGAUCCUGAACAUGUAACAAAUCAUCGAGAUGAUUUAAGGGGAUGACCAAGUGCUGAGAAGGAAAAGAAAGUUCUACAGAUAAGGGAGAGAGAGGGACCAGGAAUAGAGGUGCUUUAGAGAAGGAAGCCAGGGAAGCACUCUCCGACGAGGUGAUUUUGGAGGUGAGACUUGAAAGAGCAAGCCAUUGGUUGCAUUCCAGAAAAGUAUUCCCAGCAGAGGGAACAGCCAGUGCAAAAGUUCUGAGCCAGGAUGAUGACUAGCUCGUUCUGAUGAACAGUGAAGAAGAUGGAGUGGCAAAGCAGAGUGAACAAGAGGGGCUGGUCCAGGCAAGGCCUUUUUGGUCACCGAGGCUUUGAUUCUAAGUGAUACAGGCAGGGGUUUCAGCAGGGGGAGGAGACCGGUGCAGUGGUUCCAGUGAUCUGUAUGAUAACCUGGAGCCAGUGGUGGCCAUGGAGAUGGGCAAGAGGGGGCAGGGCCAAGGCUGGGGGCAUCACUGCGUGCUCUUCUAACAAAGACACAGUUGGGGAAAUGGGUAUGACUGUGGGCCAGGCCUGUGCCGGCCACCUCUCUCCUGCUGCAGACCCAGGGAGGGCCAUGAAGAUGCUACUCCUCACUGGGCUGGGAGCCCUGUUCUUUGCCUAUUAUUGGGAUGACAACUUUAACCCAGCCAGCCUCCAGGGAGCCCGAGUGCUGCUGACCGGAGCCAGUGCAGGUGUGGGGGAGGAGCUGGCCUAUCACUACGCACGCCUGGGCUCCCACCUGGUGCUCACUGCCCCCACCGAGGCUCUCCUGCAGAAGGUGGUAGGGAACUGCCGGAAGCUGGGCGCUCCCAAGGUCUUCUACAUCGCUGCGGACAUGGCCUUCCCUGAGGUGCCCGAGCGCGUGGUGCGGUUUGCGCUGGACAAGCUGGGAGGGCUGGACUACCUGGUGCUGAACCACCUCGGCGCCGCCCCGGCAGGCACGCGGGCCCGCAGCGCCCAGGCGACACGCUGGCUUAUGCAGGUGAACUUCCUGAGUUACGUGCAACUAACUUCGUUGGCGCUGCCCAGUCUGACCGACAGCAAGGGCUCCCUGGUGGUGGUGUCCUCGUUGCUAGGUGCGUGCACGCGGGGCGGAGAGCGGGGAAGCCACAGGGCUCCAUGUGGCUUAGCCUGGAGGUGCCAGGAAGAUUUCCUGGAGGAGGGGGAGCAGUGUGUGACUGCCCAGCCUCUGCCCUCCGGCGCCCCCAGGCCGCGUGCCCACCUCCUUCUCCAGCCCCUACUCGGCGGCCAAGUUCGCUCUGGACAGCUUCUUUGGCUCUCUCCGGCGGGAGCUGGACGUGCAGGACGUGAAUGUGGCUAUCACCAUGUGCGUCCUGGGCCUCCGGGAUCGCGCCUCAGCCGCGGAGGGUGUCAGGGGCGUCACGAAGGCCAAGGCGGCUCCAGGGCCCAAGGCAGCUCUGGCUGUGAUCCGAGGCGGCGCCACACGUGCCUCUGGCGUCUUCUACCCAUGGCGCUUCCACCUGCUCUGCCUGCUUCGCGGCUGGCUGCCCUACCCGAGGGCCUGGUUCAUCCGCCAGGAUCUCAACAUCACGGUCCCCGCUGCUGCCUGAGCUCCGAAGACUUUCCAGCUAACUAUCCUGGAGCUAGGACUCACACCAAGACACCUCUGAGAGAGUGGCGGAGGUCCAGGAGAAAGUCAUCAAGACAGAAAAGUAAAACCGAGACAAACUACCAGCACCUGAAAACAAUCAGAACUCCGUGUGCAACUGUCGACAGCUUGCCAGGCAUCUUACCAGGAACUUGGAAGACAACACCCCAGCCUUCUCAACUGUCACUAAAGAUAUGAUUGCUGCUUCCAUUUUGCAGAUGAAAAAACUGAAACUCAGAGAGGCAGUGUCCCAGGUUCCUGGCCACAUCAAACAGGUCACAACACCACUGAGCCACCCUGGGAACCCUCUUUGUCUCCAACCUGAAACCACCACAUCCCUGAUUUGUUUGUUUUGCUCAGCCUCGGAGCAUCCUCCAACCCUUGCCGGAGCGAGGGAGCCCUUCAAGCUGUCGAUUUGACGGUGGGGUCUGAGAAUGAGGAGGAAAAGAACGUGUUCUGGGCUAGAUCCAGCCUCUGUUUGAUAAUAAAAAUCUUUCUUCCUUUGCA